AGAUACUUCUGAGUUGACAACAGCAACUUUAACAAAAUGUUCAAGCUUUUGGUUUUCUUAGUUUUGGUGGCAUAUGCUUCUGCAGGACUCGUCGCCCCAUACGGUUAUGGUCAUGCUUAUAGUCACGCAUACGCUCCUACUGUGAGUUAUGCACCUUCUGUGAGUUAUCAUGCUCCAGCCACCAGCUACGCUAAUACUUACAAGGUUGCCUAUGCUCCUAAAGUAAUUGCAACGCCAUUAAUUGCACCAGCAGUCACUAAAAUUCAUUACGCUACUCCAGUUGCUGCUUAUGUUGCACCUCAUUACUCAGGAUUCAGCGGAUAUGGAUACGGACACAGUGCCUACGGUUUAGGACAUGUUUAUGGACAUGGAUACGGACAUGGUGGAUACGGUUUGGGACAUGGAUAUGGUUUGGGACAUGGUUAUGGUUUGGGACAUGGUUACGGAUAUGGACAUGGGUACUAGAACUAAAUUCAUAAAAAUUAAACCAAACUAAGUGAUGCCUAAGUACCUU
Microplitis demolitor is the source of this 514-nucleotide messenger RNA. Its product is annotated as glycine-rich protein. Bases 37 to 465 code for a protein of 142 amino acids. The transcript is spliced from 3 exons. The record is from RefSeq and is a predicted model, not a curated record. Lineage: Eukaryota; Metazoa; Arthropoda; Insecta; Hymenoptera; Braconidae.